Molecule: messenger RNA, 273 nt
Organism: Haemonchus placei
Lineage: Eukaryota; Metazoa; Nematoda; Chromadorea; Rhabditida; Trichostrongylidae
Source: the annotation of a GenBank genome assembly
AUGGACGACUUGAUUCCGAAUCUGCGAGACGAGCGUGUGCAGGGCGCCGUUAAGAAUCUUCUAGUAUACAGCAUCGUCAUUCUGUUGGUUCCUCUUGGGUCAAUGUUUUUCCUGAAGCGGUUCUUGUUUGAAGUUCUUUUCGGCUAUUCGUCAGAUGAUGCGCUAACAUACUCCGCUGUCAUAGCUGUUAUCCUCGUGCAUGUGGUUCUUUGUUUUUGGCUUUUCACAGCAAGUAAAGAGGAAGACAAGCGAACAAUAAGGAAGCAAGAUUAA